UUCUGAACUGGGUCAUUAAGUCCAUCUUUAUCAGAAAUGGCUUCGCCCAGUGAAACUAUCGCUCAAUGGAGAACGACAAUAAUAAUUAGCUCAUCCCUCCAGAACCAUGACAGCUGCAGGACGCUCAGCGCACAGCAGCACAGAAUAAGGUUUUCUGACAGCGUGGAAACUGGGGCCUUCAUUUUCCCUCUUUCAGGUACCGCCUUCCUGCUGGUUGAUCCUCAGGACCUCCCAGAGCCUCUGGAGGAAUCAGGAUUAACUGAACGCAUUGAAAAAUUUGUGCAGGUCCACAGGAACUGCUUUCUACUUCUCUAUUCUCCCUUUAAUGGGGAAAAAGAACUGCAGGUUUUGACUGUGAUUCAGCACAGAUUUAUUGGCAGCAAUCUGAAGAUCCUUCCUGUACGAAAUGGUGCACAAAUAGCCAAAGGAAUGUUGACAAUUGCCAAGGCCACCAGUAAGCCGCAUGCUGAUAAAAUCCGAGAGCGCAUGUCUCUGGCCCGGGCUCACAUCAUCGAGACCAGUCCUGUGUGGGAAAUGCUCAGAGACAUUUUAUAAAGCCCAGCAGGUGAUCCAGUUUGCUUUAUUUAGCAUGACACAAGUUCAUACACAGUCCCUGCUGAUGACACAAACUGUACUUUUGAAAAUAAUUUCAGCAACGAUAAAAUGAUCACUUUACAGCACUGCAUUCUUUAUUUUAUCCGCCAAACAAACAGAAAUAAAACACAUAAAAAGUU
Molecule: messenger RNA, 734 nt
Organism: Xiphophorus hellerii (green swordtail)
Lineage: Eukaryota; Metazoa; Chordata; Actinopteri; Cyprinodontiformes; Poeciliidae
Gene: c9h1orf146
Product: chromosome 9 C1orf146 homolog
Exons: 5
Coding region: 37-555 (172 amino acids)
Biological process (GO): synaptonemal complex assembly; reciprocal meiotic recombination
Cellular component (GO): chromosome
Source: RefSeq, a predicted model, not a curated record